AUGCCUUCUCCCAAAGACGAUGUAAACGCUACACCGCCCUGCCACCCACGCGCGUGCGCAAUUCAAGAUUGUCUUACGCGCAACAAUUACAACGAGGCUCGGUGCCAAGGGGCCAUCAAGGCUCUCUACGAGUGCUGUGCUGCGUUUUACGAAAAGCAUGGCGACGCAGCGACAUCGCCGAGUUGUCCGAAACCAGACUUGCUGCGACUGAAAAUGAAGCAGCUCAAUAUGUCGUCGUCGUCGUCAUGA
This is a messenger RNA of [Torrubiella] hemipterigena, 249 nucleotides long. Lineage: Eukaryota; Fungi; Ascomycota; Sordariomycetes; Hypocreales; Clavicipitaceae. The record is from the annotation of a GenBank genome assembly.